AUGCAGCUUCGUUUCUCAGCUGCAGGCCGGCAAGGCUCGGCUUGGCGUCUUGGGAAGAGACGAUGCGUUAGGGCAAGCCAAGGAUUUCCGUACAAGAAGCUGUUCUAUCCGACAGCUAUAGUUGUGACUUCUGCAAUGGCACUUCUUCAGCUUCGUACUUAUGCGCUGUACAACAAAAGCAAGGCUAUCCUUUAUGCGUUUGGCGUUGUAAACUUGGCUGCCGCGAUAGUUUUCAUCAUCGAGGAUAUCACCUUUACAAAAUUCAAUUACAGCCGGGAACAUAGAAAAUACUUUGGUGUACAAACGUCAGGAUGGUCAAGCGGGACAAGUUAUUCACCAUUUUUCUGGGCUACUUUCUCAUUUAAUGAAGCCGUAACCUUUGCUCUGGUGCUGUAUAAAGCUUGGCAGCUAUAUUCAUCGAGGAGUAACCAGGAUAACCAUGGAACUAGGACAAUUAUCGACAUUGUUAUACGCGAUAAUAUCAUCUACUUUUCCGUAAUGUUAAUUACAUGCCUUUCCGGGUUUCUUCUUUGCCUGGAUACACAAUUGCUAAGCUCGGCCGCUAGCACCCAUUUACUUGUGUCAAUUGCUGUCUCGGGUAUGCUUGCCCCGAACUUGUAUUUGGACCUGAAGAGGAAGUAUUAUGCGCACGCGGAGGAGCCAUACUAUACGACGUUCAGUACCGCAUUUGAAGCUGCACCUGGUGCAAGCAUCCAAAGUAUUGAGAUGUCUACGCCUGAUGAAUGGGAAGGACACGAGGAAUAG
Messenger RNA from Fomitiporia mediterranea MF3/22, 765 nucleotides. RefSeq lists its product as uncharacterized. Lineage: Eukaryota; Fungi; Basidiomycota; Agaricomycetes; Hymenochaetales; Hymenochaetaceae. The record is from RefSeq and is a predicted model, not a curated record. The coding region runs from base 1 to 765 and encodes 254 amino acids. The transcript has 8 exons.